CGGGCCCGCAGCGUGCAGUCAUUCGCGUGCCGACUCUCAGAGCCGACGGUUCGAAACUACCGCCAUCGUUUGUCGCGCGUUCGUGUUCGUCGUCUGUUGUCACCUUUCGCUGUUUUGGGUGCACUGGGUCUAUGUGUGUGAGUGUGUGAGUGUUUUUAGCAAACGAAUCCUUCUUCCAAGCGUGAAAGCGAGCGCUUCUUGCCGUCUAAGUGCGACAUAUUUUCCAAAAGCAGAUUGCAAAUAAAAUGUGAAACCAAGUUGGUUGGUCGCGAUCGAUCGUUGGCGAAUCCGGUUCCGGAAGUGUUGUAAAGUAACUGUGGCAAGUGGCAGAUAAAGCAAAGUGCAAGAAAAGCAUUAAAGUGUGUGUGUGUGUAUGUGUGUGUGUCUGUGCCGUGGUUAGGUAAAAUCCCUUCGCAAACCCGCGUGCUGUAGCAGCAUCCGUGUGUGCUCCCGAUGUGGUCCAGGUGAUUCUGGUACACCUUGUCUGUGUGUACGUGCGUGUGUGUGUUUCUUCCUCCUCCUUUUUGCUUGUAGAAUUUCCUCCCUCCAAUCCCCCCACCAUCUUUAAUUUUUUUCCGCAAGGGAAAAGGCGGCGAAAACAAAACCCUAUCACAGUGCCCAACAGUGGGAAGUGUUGCAGGAGUGAGUGUGUGUGUGUUCAUGUGCUUGUCUCGUGUUUUUUCUCCCCACUUUCCACCAUCUCGUGAAGCGUGUUUCUCGACAAGUUUCCCUCACUCAGCUGAUUUGAUUCCGGUUGAAAAGGCAGCUUAGUAGCAGCAGCAGCAGCAACAGCAGUAGCAACGCUUCCGCACACCUACUUUACACCGAUAGCAACAACGCGAAGACUGCCCGCAGGAACAGAGUGCGUGAAAUCAUAAAAAUGGAUAAACGAACGGGCAUGAAAAUUGGAUUACUCUGCGUGCUGCUUGGAGUGUGUUCGGCGGUGAAAAUCAUCAACCUGAAAGUUCCCUCCACCUACCUGCUAGAUCAGACGUCCAAAACGCCAGACCCGCUAAUACUGGACUGCGAGUACGAGGUGGACGAAAGCGAGAAGGGAUUCGUGUUAAAAUGGCUCCUGGACGGUCAACCGGUCUACCAGUGGAUACCGUCGAAAAAUCCUUUCCCCUUCCAAUCCUUUAAGAACCGUGUCGACACCAGCUACGUCGUGUCGCAGGAGCAUCUGCACAAGCAUCGGGCGAUGGCGAUCAUCAAACCGCUCGCCAACUUUACCGGCGAGUACAUGUGCAUCGUGCAAACGUACGCGUCCAUCGACAGGAAGUCGGCGAAGCUGAAAAUUAUCGUGCGGGAAAGUAAGUUCGAUCUAAGCUACUACCUGAAUGGCGACGGCUACAUCACGGUUGAUUGCCACGCACGAGACAUUUCUCCGCUACCCGAGCUCCAGAUACGCAUCAACUACGAGCUCUUCGAGACGGAAAACCUCAAAUCCGUCCAGGGCGAGAACGGGCUGUACAACGUGUCCAUCAGCGGCAGGAUACGAAAGGAUCAGCUCGAAUCGCCAGCCAUGAUCGAGUGUCUGCUCUCGAUACCGGAGACGAACUACAACAAACGCCGCUCGACGACGUACUACGCGCGCAAAACUAAAUCUAACAAUAAACCGCUUCCAGAAUCGCAUCUCAAAACCACUACCACUACGGUGGCGACCACGACGACGGUCGAAAUGCUGCAAGCGGCACCGGAAAACCUACAGAAGAAGGGCUUUAACGCGACCGAAACGAACGGCGCUAGCAGCAGUCUUCCGGUGCCGCUACGAACGACCACAAGCGUGCUGGCGACCGUUGUGACGAUUUUACUCAUCUUCACCUCAACGCUCUUGUAGAUGAGCUUGAAGCAGUACACCGACGUCGAGAUCCGGAACCGCCGGCUGCACCUUAACUUCAUACACAGCUAAGCAGGGCGGUUGGCUACCAUCCACCAGAUCGUGAUGCUAUCAUACUGGCACCCAGCCGGUCGGUUUUUGUUGUUCUGUUGUGUUCUAUUUUAUUACAGUCAAUCGAAAGAAAAAAACCAAAACACAGAAGUAAGUUUACAUCCGAGUUCGUAUGUGUGUCUGUGUGUAUUUGUAAGUGUAUGUGCGCGCAAUUCGUCAACGUGAUAGUCCAAACUCCAAAGCUGCUAAAUGUGCGUGUAGGCUGGUAAGUUAGAACGAUGGAACUAUUAAAGUACCGAAGUGUGUCAUACAACCCCUCAGUCGUAGUUAUUCGUUUAGUUUAAUGUGAGUGCAAGCUUUUAAACUUACUGCGACUCGUUGCAACCAAUCAAUGUUGUAGGGAAAGCGAUAGGUUACGCUUGUGUUGCAAUGUCUCUAUUUUUAAGUACAUCUUCGGUGGAAGAGUUUAAACCAGUUUAAACUCGCUGCACAAUAUAAAGCUGUCAACUACGCAGAUCAGUUCAGAGCUCGCAAAACAAGACCUUAGCAAACUUAGUUACCAACAAGCAGAGUCAUUAACGUUUAACAAACACACAAAACUGAGAAUGAUUUAGCGAACCAAAAUGAUAAUUAACCGAAAAUUUGGGAUUCAUGUUUUUUUCGUCAGCCAUGCUUAGCAAACUUACUUAAAGGUUUAAUCGUUUUUCCUGUUUCAAAAUGGGAAAGUAUAGAAUUUUUUAAAUAUUUUUUUGUUCUAUUUCAAUUCUCAACACAAACAAAAUGCUACUGAUCAGGAAUUAAACUAACGUUUAUACAUACACACAAACCUAACACCUACUUCAAAGAUGUCCCGUAUUCCAUUUUUCACUGCAGCCCUUUCGAUAUGGUGAAACACGAUUGAUAAGUUGUUAACAAUUACGUAAAAAGGCAAUUUUUUAUGUUGAUUGUAUAAAUUUAGGCGCCAUACCAUGAAGUUUGCUUGGGUUUCCAUUGCCUGGUUGGUUCCAACAGGACUACCGCUGUUGCCUUGGUACGUAUUUGAAAACAUCUUAUUUAUUCGAUACUUAGUGCAGUGUUUAACAGCUUUUGUUCUAUUUUGUUCAUCAAAAAAUCUUCUUCAAACUUUGAAACAUCCGGAUUGAACGCGUCGGUGUAUGAAAAUAUACAGAGAGCGAUAGGGAAAGAGCGAGGGAGAGAGAGUAGGAAGAAAAAAAAGCUGUAAAAAGUUCUUAUGCAUAUGAUCGAGUCGAUAUUUCAAGUAAUAACAGAAAACCAAAACAUAGAUAUUUAACUUGCAGUCGUGCACACAAAGUGGAUGACGUUUUCGGCACCGGUUCGAUUGCAAAUCGAACGACGAACAAACCAAUAGGAAAUUUAACUCUUAAGCAGCCCCAGCAAGAGGCAAUCGAACGCGGAACUCAAACCAUUGCACUGUAAAGAUUAAACCAUUAUCCUCAAAACACAACCCCCAAAUCCCUACGAAAGAGAUAAACGAUAAGGAGAACAUUACUGACAGACAGAAACACACACACAGCUAUUUUAUACAACCAAUUGUGAAUAGGGAACUAAAAGGGAACCGUGUGAUUGUGUUUUUUGCAAUACAAUCACACGUGCGACGUGCGUGUGCAAUCUGUGUGCGAGUGAAUGGAGAAACUUUGUGUGAAUGGUGCAUGCAUGGAAAAAUUUGAUGCCUUAUGAACACUUGAAGAAGAAGACGAAGAAGAAGAAGAAGAAGAA
Anopheles coluzzii is the source of this 3625-nucleotide messenger RNA. RefSeq lists its product as uncharacterized. The coding region runs from base 881 to 1837 and encodes 318 amino acids. The record is from RefSeq and is a predicted model, not a curated record. Lineage: Eukaryota; Metazoa; Arthropoda; Insecta; Diptera; Culicidae. The transcript is spliced from 8 exons.